GGUGAUGUGAACCAAACAUUUACUGACGCCAAGGCUCUUCAUAUUUCAUCCAGAGGAGCGCAUGGAUCCGGGGCCAGCCACACUGUCCUGGAUGCUGCACACACUAAGACAGGAGGCUGUAGCUGCCGCAUCCCUCCAUUUGAACAUAUCGUAUUAUAAUAACACUGACAGCUUGAACUAAAAGGACAAAGGAAGAGCCCAGGAGCUGUUGUCUGGUGUAGACAGUAGGGUGGAGAUGGAGCGGUGGAAAGGCAGAGUGGCCCUGGUGACCGGAGCCUCGGUGGGGAUCGGAGCGGCUGUAGCCCGGGCACUGGUCCAGCAGGGCAUGAGGGUUGUCGGCUGCGCCAGGAAUGUCGACAAAAUAGAGAAGCUGGCAGCAGAAUGUCAGAGUGCCGGCUACAGUGGCACACUGAUCCCUUACAAGUGUGACCUGUCCAACGAGGAGGAGAUCCUGUCCAUGUUCUCAGCGAUCAAGACGCUACACAAGGGCGUGGACGUAUGCAUCAACAACGCUGGACUGGCCCACAACGAGCCGCUGCUCAGCGGGAAGACAGAGGGCUGGAGGAACAUGAUCGACGUGAAUGUCUUAGCCCUGGCUAUCUGCACCCGUGAGGCAUACAAGUCAAUGAAGGAGAGGAAUGUGGACGACGGCCACAUCAUCAAUAUUAACAGUAUGGGUGGGCACAGAAUGGUGCCGAGUGCUGAUGAGCAUUUCUACUGUGCCACUAAAUACGCCGUGACUGCUCUGACCGAGGGGAUCCGGCAAGAGCUGCGAGAAGCAAACACCCACAUCAGAGCCACAUGUAUAUCUCCUGGAAUAGUAGAGACUGAGUUUGCCUUCCGGCACCACAACAGUGACCCAGAGAAGGCAGCUGCAGUGUAUGAGAGUAUGAAAUGUUUGAAAGCAGAAGACAUAGCCAGUGCAGUCACAUUUGUCCUCAGUGCCCCUCCUCAUGUCCAGAUUGGAGACGUGCAGAUGAGGCCAGUAGAGCAGGUGUCAUAGCAGUGAGACAGGAAGCUGCAGGAGGAGCAGACAGACAGCAACCAUGGUGACUCCGUAGCGACCUCUGCUGGGCAAGGGAGGGAGGGGGUGGGGGGGUAAAACAAAUCAACUACAGCUGUGUUGGAUCUGCAGGGACGGACGUGGUCACAGUGGGCUGGAGCCUUGAAGAGGCUGUGCGAGGAAAUGAAGGGCGUGGACUUUGUAAACCACUACAAAAAUACUACUGAACGCAGCAACCUGGUAUUUGUGAAUUGUCGAGCCCGGUCCUGAACUGAGCUGACUCCAAACUACAGUAGGAACAAACGACAAAGGAGAGAGCUGCUGCUGUGCUAUGUGGUCAUCUGCACGACCAUCACUUCAGAGGGAAGAGUAUGCCAUUGAUUGCACAUGUUUGUUUGUUUUUUUUGUUGUUUUUUUUGUAGAUCAUAUGACAUAUCUUUUUCAAAUUAAAUGGAGAGAGUAAUUGCUGUUUAUAAGAAUGACUCUUUUUUUUUUUGGUUCAAUUUUUUUUAUAAAUAUUUUAACUUUUGAUCAUAUAUAGAUGUGGUCUCAUACUCCUAAUAAUCAUAGCCAAUACUAUGUCUGACUCACUGAAACUAACCAUCAAACAGUCUGUCCAUCCUGCCACCUUAACUCACCGUAUGUUUUCACAUUCAGUCAGUUACUCUUGUUUAGAUCCAUCCAGGUUUCAACCCCAUAUAAGGAAUCUGGAAACAUGGAUUUCCACCUUUCUGCCUGUGUAAUUUCAGUCAUUCCUGCACUUUGGAUUCAUUUAUGAGGAAUUAUAAGAAGGAAACACUGGCAAUUUAUGUAGGGGAAGAAACUUAAUCCAUGUCAUGUAUACCCUAGAUAUAUGUACCUUUCCAUGAAAUUUCUCCUUCAAUGAAUAAAUAAAAACAAUUGCCCAGAA
Centropristis striata (black sea bass) is the source of this 1913-nucleotide messenger RNA. RefSeq names its product dehydrogenase/reductase 11a (gene dhrs11a). NCBI's taxonomy places the organism in Eukaryota, Metazoa, Chordata, Actinopteri, Perciformes, Serranidae. The transcript has 7 exons. The record is from RefSeq and is a predicted model, not a curated record. The coding region runs from base 236 to 1003 and encodes 255 amino acids.